Molecule: messenger RNA, 2477 nt
Organism: Hylaeus anthracinus
Lineage: Eukaryota; Metazoa; Arthropoda; Insecta; Hymenoptera; Colletidae
Gene: nmdyn-D7
Product: nucleoside diphosphate kinase 7
Exons: 9
Coding region: 1062-2219 (385 amino acids)
Biological process (GO): CTP biosynthetic process; UTP biosynthetic process; GTP biosynthetic process
Cellular component (GO): centrosome
Molecular function (GO): nucleoside diphosphate kinase activity; ATP binding
Source: RefSeq, a predicted model, not a curated record
UUUCGCAUAGGUUAUCUCAUCGAAAAAUCGUAUCGCGAAUGGCCAUAGAAAGUUGCUACUGGUCCAGACUUUAUUCAAGAUGCAUCAAAGUGCAGAAAUUAUCUGCUGAUAAUUAAUAAACAAUCGAUUAAUGCGAGGUGUGAACAAUGCCGUGUACCGGUGUACAUACAUAUAUAUAUAUAUAUAUAUAUAGGUUUAACGUUGACGAACAAUAAUUAAUUAUCACUUCAUAACAAUGGAAAUCGUAUCGAAAAUGGUCCUUGAAUAUUGCUAGUGAUCUAUACUUGACAACAAAAUUGCAAAAGUGGAUGAAUUUUUCUUGGAAAGUUAGAAAAUUAUUGAUAAUGUUUACCAACAUUCGGUGGCGUGUCGCUAUCCUUGUCUUUCAUGAUCCUUUCUCUCUCUUACACAUUCACUUGAGCAGCUUGUGCUUCGGGCGAUACCAUUUGUGGGUCCAUAAACGAGGCUUUUUCAAAUUUAUUUAUUUAAAUUGUAAUUGGGUAAUCAAUUGAAGUGUGCGAUUGUUUCUAACAUACUUUCGCAUGCUUAAAUAAUAUUUUUUAUUUAAUCUAGCAUGAAACUUGCAAGAAUAAAUGCAAUUUAGACAACGUUCGAUGCAAUACAAUAGUCUUACCAUAGUUUACAAAGAAUUCUUUGUAAAUAGAUUAUUGUUACAAAUUUCAAACUUAUAAAAUUUAGAACAGAGUAACAUACAAUAGUUGUAUUAACAUGAUACGUCAAAUACAACAAACUAACGCUUAAAACAUUCAAAAUACGGCAAGAUAGAAAAACAUAUGUAUGUAUGUAAUAUUAUGUACUUACUCAGCUGUUCAUUGAUUAUGUUAACGUUGUCAUAGUAAUUAAAUGUACGCGUUAUUUUAUUGACAUCGACGUCAUAUACAAUAAUAUUGUAUAUUCUUGUGAUAUUAUAUUGAAUUAAACGUAUAUCUUGCAUAUAAAAUUAGUAAUUCAAUUAUUUCCGAUCAUAACCUUACAUUAUUUGAUAGAGAACUAUUGUUAACUUUCUUUAACAUCUUAAGUUGGAAUAAUUGAUCUAAAUAAUGUCUGUGGAUCAUAAUGAAAGAUAUAUUUUCGAGGCUGAAUGGUAUGACAAGAUAGCUACUAUCCUAAAAAAGUUCUACUUAUAUUAUUACCCCUACGACAAUACAGUAGAAUUGUUUGAUUUAAAAGCUAGAAAAACUUUCCUAAGAAGAACACAAUGCGAAGGUAUUCAAGCAAAGGACUUUUAUGUAGGCGCAGUCGUGACAAUAUUUUCAAGGAAUAUAAAAGUAUUGGACUAUGGGGAUUGCAUUACACGGACAAAACUGCAGACAAAAAUGCAAAAAACUUUCGCAAUUGUAAAGACAGAAGUUCUGGACAAGUUGGGUGAGAUACUAAAACGAAUAAUGUUCUGCAAUUUUCGCAUUACAAACAUUAAAAUGGUCAAAUUGACUAAAGAUGAAGCAGCAGCAUUUUGUCAAGAUAUGGGAGAUGAUACUAAUAUAGCGUAUAUUGUAAAUCAACUUACCUCCGGUCCUAUUGUGGCUCUUGAAUUAUUGGGUGAUCAUGCAGUUACUUAUUGGCUCGAAGUGAUGGGGCCAGAAGAUAGCGAGGAAGCUAGAGCUAAAGCUCCAUCCUCUCUCAGGGCAUGUUAUGGUAAAGAUAGCGUUCAUAACGCGGUGUACGGUUCAUCGAACGAAGAAGCAGCUAUUAGGGAGCUACAAUUCUUUUUCCCCGAUUCAAAAAGUAAAUUGAGAGGACCUUCUAAUACAGCUACUUUAGAAAAUUGUACUUGCUGUAUCAUUAAACCACAUGCUGUUCAAGCUAAAUUGACUGGACACAUUAUCGAUGACAUUCAGAAAGCUGGUUACACCAUCUCUGCUGUGCAACAAUUUAAUGUUAACCAAUUCGACGCGGAAGAAUUUUUAGAAGUUUACAAGGGCGUCCUCCCUGAUUAUGGGGCAAUGGUAGCUGAAUUACAAUCAGGGCCAUGUAUCGUUAUGGAAUUAAAACACGAAGAUAAAAAUUUCGACGUUCAAGGAGAAUUUAGAAAAUGGUGUGGACCGAUGGAUCCGGACAUCGCGCGACAAAUAAGACCGGAUACGCUUCGAGCAAAGUACGGGAAAACCAAAGUACAGAAUGCUAUACAUUGCUCUGAUUUACCGGAAGAUGGAAGUUUAGAGGUGGAAUAUUUCUUCAAAAUUCUCGACAGAAGCUAGACACCGAAGAAUAAUGUGUCAAACAUACGUACUUUGUACGAGACAAAUCAAUUAACUAUUAUCCGAUACUUAUUCAUUAUACCCAUUGUUGUAUGUACAUUAAUAAAAUACAAACAUGCCACGCUUAACAUUCCAUCGAAAACAAUGUUAACGGACCGAAGAAAUUUUUUAAUAAAAUAUUUCUAGAAUGUAUCGCGCAGCCAAAGAUGUGAAAUUUUUUUGUACACUUUUGUAAUAAAGAAUGCUUUAAUAACUUGA